AUGUCCAACUAUGAUAAACAUUUUGGGCCAGAACAAUUAAAGUGGCCAGAACCUGAGUCAGUUGCUUUGAUGGAGGCAUUGGCUAAAGAAGACAUUGAUGAAGCUGUAUACAUGAUAUUAUUUAGAGGAAAUUAUGUUGCGAAGAGAUUGAAUACGUAUUUUCAGCAUCUGGAUGUUUUUAAGGAAAGAAGAAAAGAGUUGUUACAUAAAAAAUGGACUGAAAAUGUUGCAAAGCCUCUUCAGAGAAUUAUGGAAAAAGUAAUUUCAUAUAAAGGGUUGGAAAAAACGAAACAAGAGAAUUAUGAAUAUUUUUUAAAGCACACAAAACGGUAUGAGAAUUUUUUUUUUUUGACUUAUGAUCCUGAAGUAUGCAAUCCUUUUUAUAUGACAAAAAAGGACUUAAAUUAUGGAAAGAUAAUCAUUUUCUCGCAGGUUACGGUCCCACUGUUCUGUGAUCCUCUAUUUAGAAGACAGCAAGAGUUGGAUGAAGAGAGGAGGGCUAUUUUUCAGUAUAAGACGGGAAAACGAUGUACCUUAAAAGAAUUUAAAGAACUAGAGGCGGCCAGGCAGUAUGCCACAUUGCCCCAGCUGACUUUCAGUCUCCACAGAGUGAUUCCAAAAGAGCAGCCCAAAGCUUCUGCAAGGCCUGUGGGAAGCAAAACUCAUAGCAAAUGCAGUCCUGAAAAGCUUGUCUGUGCAGAAGAGAAAUAUCCGCCUGAUAAGAAAAUGACUAGUGACCUAAGUCAGACUGUUUUUGAAAAGCAGUUUUAUUCCUCGAAGCUUGGCCAGGAGAGUAAAAAGCAUGAAAAGAAGAGUGGUGAGCAGAGAUCUCAGGGGAACAGGGCUCGGAUGAGCCGAUGGGUCAGCAGGUUGGCAGGGCAUCCCUCUUUCAUGCAGUCUUUCGGGCGCCUGGCUGUAGGAACGUUUCUCAUAUCCAGCACCUGGCUGCCAAGCUUGCCCCAGGAACUCAUUCCUGUCAACCUGAAAAGGGAAGAGGUCAUGGAGGACAUCUGGCCUGGGGGUGUUUUAGGAACCAGACGGCACAGACCCAGAUCCUGGGCGGCUGGGGAAGGCCAGCAGAGGCGGAGGUCACAGCCCGUGGAAAGAAGAGUGAUGACGGCAGAGGUCCCGGGGCAGCACCUGGCCGCCCCCGGAACUGUGCCCCAUAAGGGGCCGUUUUGCACAAGUGGACACUAUUUCCGUAAUCAGGCUGUUCCCACGCUGAGGCUGCAUUUCUUCCCAGUCCUUCACCUCCUGAAUGGCUGUGACCCAGCGGAGGUCACGUGGUGUGAAAUGGUUACAGCGUCACCCAAACCACCCACAGUGGACACAUUCAACCAAGUGGUAACGUCUGGUGGUCUGAUGCCUCAUUUCCACGUAAUACUUUUUAUAGCCCUGAAAAUGGAAAUCCUGGCAUCUAAACACAGCCGAACAUGUUAA
Messenger RNA from Lipotes vexillifer (Yangtze River dolphin), 1440 nucleotides. RefSeq names its product family with sequence similarity 228 member A (gene FAM228A). The record is from RefSeq and is a predicted model, not a curated record. Lineage: Eukaryota; Metazoa; Chordata; Mammalia; Artiodactyla; Lipotidae.